Molecule: messenger RNA, 261 nt
Organism: Fonsecaea pedrosoi CBS 271.37
Lineage: Eukaryota; Fungi; Ascomycota; Eurotiomycetes; Chaetothyriales; Herpotrichiellaceae
Exons: 2
Coding region: 1-261 (86 amino acids)
Cellular component (GO): trans-Golgi network
Source: RefSeq, a predicted model, not a curated record
AUGAGUCCACGGCGCAACAGUGAGGACAUCGAGCGAAUAGAGCGUGGGCUUCGCGAGACUCUGAAAGAGCAAGCGCGAAAUCUGCAAUCUUCGCUCGCAGCCCUAGCAGAAAAGAUCGACGAAGUCAAGAACGAUCACGACAAGCUCGAGACCGAGAACCGCUUCCUACAGGAUUACAUCGGCGGCCUGACGAGAACCAUGUCGAGAGACAAUCUUGGCCGAAGCGCGAGUACCAGCAGCAAGAAGAAGGGCAAACGAUGA